AUCAACUAUGGCGUCCCUCUCGUAGUGAUGGAGCCGCGUCGUUGUCAUCAAAACACAGUUGUAGUUUAAAGUCAUUCAUUUGCCCAUUGGACAUAUUUUGAACUGACGAUGCAGAAGAUCAAGUCUCUGAUGGCCCGGCAGGGUCUGAAAAGCCCCCAAGAGAGCAUGGCAGACCUCAGUCCUGUGGAGAACCUGAGGAUCCCGAGCAAGGAGGAGCUGCGGGAGAUGAGGGAGCAGCCCAUUGACCCUCAGGCGGAGCAGGAGAUUAUCGACAGCAUCGAGGAAGUCUACUUCUCUAACGACUCUUUCGACAUGGUGCAGCACGAACUGGAGAAACUCCCACCUGAGCUGAACCUGCAGGAGCUGGAGGAGUACAGAGACAAGCUGAAGAAACAGCAGGCAGCUGUUUCUAAAAAGGUCGCCGAUCUCAUUCUGGAAAAACAGCCUGCUUAUGUCAAGGAACUGGAGAGAGUGACGGCGUUGCAGACCAACCUGCAGCUGGCAGCUGUCAUUUGCACUAAUGCGAGGAGGCAACUGAGCGUGUCAAAGGAAGGAUUCACAGAGGCCAGCCUGGGCCUAUUGGCCAAUCAGAGAAGACGACAAUUGCUGACAAGCCUGCUCAAGUCGCUGAGGACCAUCAAGACGCUGCAAAGAACAGAUGUAAGACUGAGCGAGAUGCUUGAGGAGGAAGACUAUCCAGGUGCUAUCCAGCUCUGUCUGGAAUGCCAGAAGGCUGCCAGCACCUUCAAACACUACAGCUGCAUCAGUGAAUUGAAUUCCAAACUACAAGACACUUUGGAGCAAAUAGAGGAGCAGCUUGAUGUCGCCCUGUCGAAGACUUGCAAGCACUUUGAUGUUGCGCACUACACCAAGGUCCAGCUGGCCUACAAACUCCUGGGCAAAACACAGACCGCCAUGGACCAGCUGCACAUGCACUUCACUCAGGCCAUCCACAACACUGUGUUCCAAGUGGUGUUGGGAUAUGUGGAGCUGUGUGCCGGUAAUGCUGAUACCAAGUUCCAGAAAAUGCAGUACAAGGACCUGUGCACGCAUAUCACCCCAGACAGCUACAUUCCCUGCCUGACAGACCUAUGCAAGGCAUUGUGGGAGGUGAUGCUGAGCUACCACCGCACCAUGCAGUGGCACGAAGAGCAUGACAAAUUGGAGACCACACCCACCCCAGAUGGUGCGGCAGCAGCAGAAUCUGACGAGUUGGUGGUGGACCGCAGCUAUGUGAAGAAGAAGCUGGAGCAUGGACUGACCCGGAUCUGGCAGGAUGUCCAGUUGAAAGUGAAGGCCUUCAUCCUGGGGACAGACAUGUCUAACUUCAAGUACGACGAUUUCAUAGUGGUGCUGGAUGUCAUCAGCAGGUUGAUGCAGGUGGGCGAGGAGUUCUGUGGCAGUAAAUCGGAGGUCCUGCAAGAGUCUAUCAAACGCCAGAGUGUAAACUACUUUAAAAACUAUCACAGGGCACGACUGGAAGAGCUGAGAAUGUUUCUGGAAAAUGAGACGUGGGAACUUUGUCCAGUCAAGUCCAACUUUAACAUCGCUCAGCUCCACGAGUUUAAGUUCAUGGGCCAGUGCCGCUCCCCGUCUGUUUCCCCGAGCAGACAGGCUGUGUCGUCGACCAGCCAGGCCCAGGAGGAGCUGUAUCUCUUCCAGCAGUUUCUUCAGGAGGGAAACCCCUUUGAGAUGCACAUUGAGAACAAAGAGGAGGAGACGGAGGAUGUGCUGGCAUCUAACGGGUAUGAAUCCGAUGAGCUGGAGAAGAGUGUGUACCAGGAUUACGACAGUGACAGCGAUGUCCCAGAGGAGCUCAAGCAGGACUAUGUGGAUGAACAGACGGGUGAUGCCCCCCUCAAGAGUGCAUCCCGAGAGACUAUGAGAAGCAAGAAAAAGUCAGACUACAACCUUAAUAAGACCAAUGCACCAAUCCUCACCAACACCACCCUCAACGUCAUCCGGCUUGUCGGGAAGUACAUGCAGAUGAUGAAUAUUCUGAAGCCGAUCGCCUUUGAUGUCAUCCACUGUGUGUCCCAGCUCUUUGACUACUACCUGUAUGCUGUAUACACCUUCUUUGGACGCAAUGACAUGUAUGAGUCAUCGGGUCUGGGCCUUAUCAGCAGCAGACUGAGAACCACACUGAACCGGAUCCAGGAGAGCCUUAUUGACAUGGAGGCAGUGGGGGAAAAUGCAGGAGUGCACGGCCCCACAGAGGACAAGAAGGAGAAAGUUCCCAGCCCCCAUCUCAGCCAACUAGUGGUCCUCACUAACAGUGGGACUCUUUAUGGGCUGGCACAGAGAGUGGUGGCCACUGAGUCUCUUGUGUUUUUGGCUGAACAAUUUGAGUCCCUUCAAUCCCACCUGGACACAAUGAUGCCUGCAGCCAAGAAGCCCUUCCUGCAACAGUUUUAUUCCCAGACGGUGUCCACAGCCAGUGAACUGCGGAAACCAAUAUACUGGAUUGUGGCAGCCAAGGCCAUUGACUAUGAACAAAUGUUGCUGAUGAUGGCUGGAGUUAAAUGGGACAUUAGGGAGAUAAUGUCACAGCACAAUGUAUAUGUGGACGUUCUGUUAAAGGAAUUCGAGCAGUUUAACAAGCGACUUGGUGAUGUUUCCAGACAUGUGCGCAUCCCACUGCCCGUGUCUAACGUCCUGUGGGAGCACUGCAUUCGCUUGGCCAACAGGACUCUUGUAGAGGGCUAUGCUAAUGUGAAGAAAUGCAGCAAUGAGGGCCGGGCCCUGAUGCAGCUGGACUUUCAACAGUUCCUGAUGAAGCUGGAGAAGCUGACCGACCUGCGGCCAAUCCCCGAUAAGGAGUUUGUUGAGACCUACAUCAAGGCCUACUACCUGACUGAGAACGAUAUGGAGCAGUUCAUCAAGAAUCACAGGGAGUACUCCAUGAAGCAGCUAGCCAACUUGGUGAACGUUUGCCUGGGUUCACAUAUAAACAAGAAGGCCCGCCAGAAACUUCUGGCAGCCAUUGAUGACAUUGACAGACCCAAGAGAUAGACUGAUGGACAGACCACCAAAUAGUAUAAACCAGCCCACAGAGACGGACACUCCAACAGAGAAACUCCCAUAGCUACACUCGAGGUGGAGCUCAGCCUAGAAUGUCUUCACUUUCAGUUUAGAAAACACAUACAGGAGUUGAGGUGCGUUCAACGAGCUGCACACAGUACAUACAGUAGUAGAGCUACUGUAUACAACGAUUUAAAGCUCAAAUGUUAGCUUAUUGCUAAUUUACCGUCAAUCUACAGUCUUUUUCUGGCCAAAACUCACUUGUUGAAUGCACCUCAUGACAUAAUGAUGGACAUAAUACUAAAACUGUAUUUAACGCUCAAGCAUGCUGCAGUUACUCUGUUCAUUGAUGUACCAUAAUGCAUGCCUUCAUAUUUCCAUGCUACAAACAUGCCGCUUACAAAGUCUUUCUGCAAACUGUCUGUAAGUACGAUAUCAUAAAGCACUUCGGUGACAAGAAACAGAAAUUUGGUUUGUUUUUCAGAUAAACUACUAGAAAUACAUCUAACAGUGAAGUGUGAAGUGGCUCUUGACCACAUGGCUGUUCAUGGCAUUCCAUCUGUUUUUUACCAAAUGUGCUCAAUUGCUGACACAACCCUUACCUUGAGAUAAAUAAAAUAAAAAAUGAGAGAACAUUUGCUACAGUAAAUUUGAUGGCAGUGUAAUGUUAGGAUUUGUGAUUUAAAACAUGUCCCAAUUACAGAUCCAAGAGAAGUUUUUAGUAGUUAAAAAACAUGUAUUAUCUAAUGUAAAGCCUUGAUCACAUGAUUGAAUGUGUUCUCCUGAUGGGGAUAGAGUAGAUCUGGGUUAUUGUUCACUUUAAUCAUUGAUUAUCCAUUAUCCCAGCUGAUGUAUUUGCUGUUUAUUGUUUCACUUCAGGGUAUUUUUUGUGCCUGACUGGAUUCUGUGCUUCUUUGUUUUGUUUGUUUUUUCCACGAAUGACAUAAAUCUAAUAUAAUGAUGAUUCUGAAAAUAAUAUAAAUUGCUAUAGUUAGCUAUUUAGAUUGUAUCUGCACCAGCUGCACUUGUUUGUUUGCCAUCUGUCAUAUCUGAGGAUGAAAUUACUUUUCUAUCCUGGGGUGAGUCUCAGGCCUUCUUGUUGAACAGUGAAACAUUGGCUUAUUUUUUUGUUUAUCAGUUUUGCAGGUUAGUGCAGUCAGGCACUGAUUAUGUGAUUUCUCAUGAGUUAAUAGUUGAACUGCGUCGACUACAAGAGCCCAUCCACCCCUAUACCCCAGUCAUCUCCAUUAGUUUAACUUGACUAAUUCUGUAGAGAGGGCAGAUUGGAUUAACGUCAAAAGGAGAAAAAAAUGAAGUUACAGUUUUCAAUACUACUUCAUAUUUUGUGUGUAACUAUUCCAAGAAGAAUACUGUAAAUGUGAAUGUUUUGAGCAAUGUCUAUAUUUAUUUCUUGCUUUGUGUCUUGUUUGGGUUUUUAUAUAAUUAUUACUGGAAGUGUGCUGUCAUUUAUCACCUCUCAGUAUCGUGUAACUUAUCAACCGAGGCAAAUGCAAAUAUUUAAACAUUGUCAAAAUGAUGUUAAGGGUCAAGUGCACUAUAGUGAAAAUCAGUAAUCAGUGUUAGAAUUGUAGGUUGAACCAAAAUGAU
This is a messenger RNA of Scomber scombrus (Atlantic mackerel), 4629 nucleotides long. It is a transcript of the gene vps50, whose product is annotated as VPS50 EARP/GARPII complex subunit. Gene Ontology annotation, biological process: endocytic recycling; retrograde transport, endosome to Golgi. Gene Ontology annotation, cellular component: EARP complex. The transcript is spliced from 28 exons. Lineage: Eukaryota; Metazoa; Chordata; Actinopteri; Scombriformes; Scombridae. The coding region runs from base 109 to 3012 and encodes 967 amino acids. The record is from RefSeq and is a predicted model, not a curated record. Gene Ontology annotation, molecular function: SNARE binding.